UCCCUCUUUCUCUAAAUUUUGAAUUUCGUAGAAGAAGAGGUGCGAUCUACGAAGAAGAUGAAUAUGAAGAAAGCCUGUGAUCUGAAAUCGAUUUCGGUGUUUCCUCCUAACAUAAGGUAGAGAUCGAGUGUUGGACCCUGUGAACCGCAAGCAUCGCAAAAGUCUUCUCAGCCUGGUUGUUUUUCUUAGAUGAUGACUCAGAGCUCUGUCGAUCAGAGAUUUACUCGCCAAGAACGAGAUCUCUCUUUGAAGAAGAAUAGUUUCUUGGCCCCAGUCAAUCAUAAACGAGAUGAUUCAUCUCAGAUGCUUUCAUCUAGACCUUCCAGCGGAAGAUGGAGUUGUGUUUCAUCUAAAUCUCAGAUUAGUGAAGAACGCUUUGGGAUGAUGGAAACUUCGUUGAGCAAGUUUGGAAUGAUGUUAGAUUCCAUUCAGAGUGACAUCAUCCAAGCCAACCGAGGAACUAAGCAAGUCUUUCUUGAAACUGAACGCCUACAACAAAUGUUGAUUCUCCAUGACACUUCACUUCACCAGCUGAUAAAGGAACAAACAGAUUUUAAAGCCAGUCUUGAUGGAGCUGUCAAAUCUAUUCUUGAGGAACUAAGCAAAGAUCCCAAUCAAGAGAAGCUGCAAAAUAUAGCUUUCAUGUUAACAGCUAUCCCAGAUCAAGUAGAAACCGUUCUGCAGAAAAUACAAAGAGAAAUCUGCCACAAGCUUACUGGAGAGAUUCAGGUUUUGGCUAGCUCGAAGUUGCAUGAGCCAGCAAUAGCUCAGGUUCCAACAACACCAACACAAGCUAAGGAAAAUUUUCCUGAGCCGAGCGAUCCAGCGGCCAAGCUGCAGAGCAGUGCAUUUUGUAGUGAUACACUGAAAAUGAAACAACCGCAGCUUCCUAGAAAUCCAGAUAAGGCAUCAGCGAGGACAGUAAAAACAUUUUUAUCCACAAAGGCACAAGUGGGAUGUUGGAAGACGGUGAAACCAGCACAAAGAACGUUCAAGAAUAACGCAGGAAGAAAGCAAGUGAAACCUGUAGGCACUCGUACGCAGUUUGAGCAAUGCAGCGUUGUCAUAGACUCAGAUGACGAUAUAGAUGGAGGAUUUUCAUGUUUGCUGAAAGGGAGCACCAAAGGAGCUAAAUUCGAAUGGGACGCAGAGAAGGAAACAGAAAGGCUGCUGAAGACAGUAAGGAGGACCAGGAGGAAGUUCGGUAACCCCAUAAUAAUUAACUGAAAAUUAAGGUAAAGUAAUAAAGAUGAAAAAAACUAGGCUCCUCUGUUUUACAUCUAUCUUAUUAAAACAGAAACAUUUUGUUGGACCUAACAUUUAUUUUGUAAGUUUUUAAAUUAAAUACACCUUUAUACUAUAUAGUUAAACAUACAUUAAAUCACUUUAUGUUCAUUUCUUUAUACUACUAUCCAUGUUUCCAAACAAUAUACUUAUUUCUUUAUACUACUAUCAAUGUUUCCAAACAAUAUAUUUAUUUCUUUAUACUACUAUCAAUGUUUCCAAACAAUAUAUUU
Raphanus sativus (radish) is the source of this 1517-nucleotide messenger RNA. RefSeq names its product putative recombination initiation defects 3. Gene Ontology annotation, cellular component: nucleus. NCBI's taxonomy places the organism in Eukaryota, Viridiplantae, Streptophyta, Magnoliopsida, Brassicales, Brassicaceae. Gene Ontology annotation, biological process: microsporogenesis; chromosome organization involved in meiotic cell cycle; embryo sac development. The record is from RefSeq and is a predicted model, not a curated record.